Molecule: messenger RNA, 606 nt
Organism: Eremothecium gossypii ATCC 10895
Lineage: Eukaryota; Fungi; Ascomycota; Saccharomycetes; Saccharomycetales; Saccharomycetaceae
Gene: SCM4
Product: Scm4p
Exons: 1
Coding region: 1-606 (201 amino acids)
Biological process (GO): autophagy of mitochondrion
Cellular component (GO): mitochondrion
Source: RefSeq, marked provisional
AUGAGUGUCUGUUUAGUGGUUACCAAGAGUGUGGCGACAGCCACAUUGGGGAUCUACACCGGGAUGGUGGUAACGCGGCAGUUGGUCCUUUCGCCGCAGGAGUGGAUCGGAGUACGUAAAAGCGCGCAGAAGAAUGCUUUCGGCGGUUCAGAACUGUACUCCCUGGCCAGCGGCGCCCUGGCCUCGGUAUCCACGCUCUUCUUCGGAGUUUCGUACUUCGGAGCCCCUGUACACUGGCGGCAUCCAUACUUGCUCUACUGCGCGCUAGGCAUCCCACUAACGUGGGCUUUAGCAACGGUCGGCAACUGCGAGCGCACGCACCUGCUGGCCAAGCUGCUAGGCUGUGGCGCAGGCGCAGGACACACCUCGGCAGCCGAGGAGGAGGACACCACCAGCGCGGGCGAGGAGCAUGAUGACAUUAUAUCCGAGGACAGCAUUGUGGAUCUCAGCAGGCACACCAGCAGCGAGGACCAUUCCGCGGCAAAGGACGCGACGGCUUGUGCCGCGGCUGCCCCUGGCUGCGCGUUUGCCAGGUACACCAGCGCGCUCGUGGCAGUACUGGUCUUUGCAGCAAACGUGGUGGGCUGCCUGGGCGAGGCCCUGUGA